UACAGAGAUGUGAGCAGACUGAGGCUGGUCGGCGUUCAGCUCGUACGAGGAUGGUUUUGCAGUCAUGGCUUUUUUAAAGACGCAACAACGAACUAAAGAAAGAUUUUCUCUCCUGUUGCUGGAUUUGGAGGAAUAUUAUUUUGAACAGCACACUGCAUACCAUGUGACAACCAGUUCAAAAAAGGAGAGAAGAGUCAGAGGCUCGUUCAAGGUCUGUUCCAGAUCUGUCAUAUUUGAUCCAGAGGAUCUUGCAGAGCCAAUUUUAAAGAUUCCUCUUCGAGACUGUAAGAAGAUCGAGUGUGUGUCGCGAGAGAACAACCCCUUCAAUGAGCCGAGGCCAUCUGCCAUCUCUAUUUCAUGUGGACAGGUUAUUUACAUCAAAGAGAGUAAUGUCAUAGCACCUUACAGAAAUGAAAGGGGGUCAAAGAGAGUGGCCUUUCAGCUGGAAGGUUGGAGUAAAACUGAAGAUGUCGUUCAAACAUUACUUCAGCUCCACAGGGCGUCCUGUCUCGACAAGCUUGGAGACCAGACGGCAAUGAUUGCAGCCAAUUUGCAAUCUCGACUGGCGAGGUCAUCUUUUGACAAAAACUGCUUUCAUAGUGUCACUGAGAAGCCUCACAUGGAGUGUGCCGUGGAGAUGGUCAUGCCUCUGGUGUCCAAUCCAGGCCACGUCUGCAUAACGGAUGAAAGCCUCUACUUCCAGCCUCUCAAUGGAUAUCCGGAACAGGUGAUUCCAAUCAAACUCCAAAGUGUCAGGAGAAUCUACAAAAGACGGCACGGACUCCGACCUCUGGGCCUUGAGGUGUUCUGUACUGAGAAUGAUUUCUGCUCUGACAUCUACCUGAAGUUUUACAAGACUGCUGAUAGAGAUGAAAUCUACUAUUACAUUGCAACUUUCCUGGAGAACCAUGUGACUGAGCACACCGCGGAGAGUUACAUGCUGCAGUGGCAGCGCGGCCAUCUGAGCAACUACGAGUACCUUCUCCACCUCAACAACCUGGCGGACCGGAGCUGCAACGACCUCUCCCAGUACCCCGUCUUCCCCUGGGUCGUUGAUGACUACACCAGCGCGCGGUUGGAUUUGUCAAAUGCUGCCACAUUCAGGGACCUGAGCAGACCGGUGGGAGCACUAAACAAGGAGCGCCUCGACCAGCUGCUGGCUCGCUACAGAGGCAUGCCUGAACCUCGCUUCAUGUAUGGCAGUCACUACUCGUCUCCGGGCUACGUCCUCUUCUACCUGGUCCGAGUCGCUCCAGAGCACAUGCUGUGUCUGCAGACCGGCCGCUACGACCACGCCGACCGCAUGUUUAAUAAUAUAGGUGAUACAUGGAAAAACUGCUUAGAGGGGGCAACGGACUUCAAAGAGUUGAUUCCAGAGUUUUACGGGAAUGACUGCGGCUUCCUCGAGAACAAACUGAGGCUUGGUCUGGGGAGGAAGCAGAACGGAAGCUUAGUGGGGGAUGUUGUUCUUCCACCGUGGGCCUCAGACACCAGGGAUUUUCUUCAAAAGCACAGGACGGCGCUGGAGAGUCAGUAUGUGUCGGAGCACCUUCACGAGUGGAUUGACCUGGUGUUUGGCUUCAAACAGAGAGGCAGUGAAGCCCUCGCAGCCCAUAAUGUGUUUCACCCACUGACCUAUGAAGGAGGCAUCGACUGCGAUAGCAUCGAGGACCCGGACCAGAGAAUCGCCAUGCUGACCCAGAUCCUGGAGUUCGGCCAGACGCCCACACAGCUGUUCACCACCCCUCACCCUCAGAGGAUCACGCCACGGUUUCAAAACAUAACCCGAAGCCCGAGCAGCAACUCCACAAUCAGUGACCUGUCUCCAGCCUCUCAGAGUGAGGACUCGUCCUUCGAAGACCUGACCGAGGAGAGCAGGAAGUUAGCCUGGACAAACAUGGGAAAUCUGACACUCGUCUCCAGCCACAAGAUCCAUAAAGAGGCUGUGACGGGCAUCGCCGUGUCUCCUGAUGGAGCAGCUAUUUUCUCCACAUCUCAAGAUACAACACUUAAAAUGUUUUCCAAAGAGUUGAAGGACUUCCAGAGAAGCAUGUCCUUCUCUAACAUGGCGUUGUCAUCGUGUUUGAUGCUGGCGGACGGUAAAACGGCAGUGUGCUCUUCCUGGGACAACAAUGUUUAUUUCUACUCCGUCCCAUUCGGCAGGCGGCAGGACACAUUGAUGGGCCACGAUGAUGCGGUCAGUCAAAUGUGUUGGUUUGACGACCGGCUGUACACUGCGUCCUGGGAUUCCACCGUUAAGGUCUGGCAGUGCGCUGCUCAGAGUUUAAACCACAAGAGAUUCCAGUUUCAGCUGCUGGCUGAGUUGGAGCAUGAUGCUGGGGUGAACACCAUCGGUCUGAAUCCAGCCGGGACUCUGCUGGUUUCUGGCUGUAAAGAUGGAGCCGUCACCAUCUGGGACACCAGCAGCUCCGGCAUACUGCAGCAAGUCCACUGCCACACUGGAACCAUCCACCACGUGGCCUUCAGUCCUGACAGCCGACACGUCCUGAGUGUCGGUGCCGACUCCUGUAUGAAGGUGACCGACGUCCAGUCGGGGAUGGUCAUCUCGACUGUGAAAGCUGUGGAGGAGCAGAGGUGUUUCUGCUGGGACGGGAACUCUGUGCUGUGCGGGGGUCAGUCUGGUGACCUCCUGCUGUGGGACCUGCUCAGCAACACCAUCACCCAAAGGAUCCCUGCACAUUCAGGUGCUGUCACAGCCAUGUGGAUGAGUGAGCUGUGCUCCACGGUGAUCACAGGCGGGGAGGACAGACAGAUAAUCCUCUGGAAGCUCCAGAGUUAGAGGAGCGGUUCUGCACAUCGCUUCUGUUGGAGACUCCCAGUGCGCCGCUCCGCACCGAGCAGCCUGCCUGAGCCAACCAUCCGACUGACCAGAGACUCAUGAAACCGUUGCCCUCUGUAAAGUGCUUUAUCUCGGAGCAGCUGGAGGGAGGUGACGACUUAAGAACCCGUUUAAAUCCAGACGCGCGGUCGCGGACAGUCAUGUGAGUUCAUAGCUUUCUGCACAUUGAGAGAAAAUGUCCAAUUGCAGUUUGGUGCCGGCUGGAAACUGCGACACAGGACACGCCUUCUUUUCCACUUCUGUUUCCAGCUCAUUCUACAUGUGUGGAUUUUCUCUUUUUGAAAUGUAUUAUUUUAUACGCAUCAUGUUCCACGCUGCUUUUUAAAAUUAUGUUUCAAAAGCUUUAUGUGCAUUUUAGUCUGUAAAGUGGACUUACAAUGUCUGUCCAAAGCUUCAUGAAGGCUGCCUGGUGUUAUCAAUAUUUAAAUAACACUGAUCUUAGUAUUAUUUCCUCUCCAGGCUGCAACCAGUAUCAUUUUAUUCCACAAACUAUUUUUCCUUUUGAAGGCUGAUGUUUCAAUCACUCACAAUUCAACACGCUGCUCUUGAGCUUUAAUGUUUGCACAUCUUCAGCACCACACUUGGACCCGGCAAGGCCUCAGGUUUCACUUUACUGGUUUUACUUUACUGGUUUUACUUUACUGGUUUGCAGUGCAGCGAGUCAUCGUUUCUGUCAUAAGCUUUCCCCACAUCAUCGCUCAGCCACACAGCAGGACUGUUUUCUUUCUUUUAAUUUUCAUCUGGUGAAAGUAAACAUCCUAAUGCAGUCGCUGGUGCUUUUACCGUGAACAUCUUCAAAUAGUUUUGUACAGAAAUAACACUUUAAACAUAACGUUAAUUGCCAGGUUAACGAAAAUUAUGAGGAAUCUGCAUUUACAAGGUGAAUAAUAUUAAAUUCAAACUACACAGCG
This is a messenger RNA of Pseudoliparis swirei, 3771 nucleotides long. RefSeq names its product neutral sphingomyelinase (N-SMase) activation associated factor (gene nsmaf). NCBI's taxonomy places the organism in Eukaryota, Metazoa, Chordata, Actinopteri, Perciformes, Liparidae. The transcript has 31 exons. The record is from RefSeq and is a predicted model, not a curated record. Bases 65 to 2800 code for a protein of 911 amino acids. Gene Ontology annotation, molecular function: protein binding.